UCACCUGAUGGAAUCAAAAUGGCGAGGGUGUUGUUUUGAUGAAUAAGACUUUGUGUCAGGGGCAGGCCUCUCCUCACAGGCUGAAGGGACGAGAGUUGUCCUCUACCCCGCCCUCACACAUCCUCCUCCGUCUUCAGUCAAAGAGUCUGUGACAAACUAUGCAUCUUUGCUGAAAAGAAUCGUGUUUCUCUCUUAACAAAAACGUGAAAAAUACACUUAAAGAAUGGAAGAACUUAGUGCUGAUGAGAUUCGCAGAAGGCGUCUGGCACGGCUAGCUGGUGGGCCGACUUCACAACCCACCACCCCGCUAACAUCCCCACAGCGAGAAAACCCUCCAGGGGUAUCUGCAGCCACGCCAGGGAUAUCUCAGAAUAUGGCUCUGAAUGUACACAGUGUGACUCCAGCAACAUCACCCAUUGGAGCAACAGGUGUUGCACAUAGAAGCCAGAGCAGUGAAGGGGUGAGCUCGCUCAGCAGUUCCCCAUCGAAUAGCCUCGAAAACCAGUCUCAGAGUCUUUCCCGAUCUCAGAGUAUGGAUAUUGACAGUGUGUCCUGUGAGAAAAGCAUGUCCCAAGUGGAUGUGGACUCCGGAAUUGAAAAUAUGGAAGUUGAUGAGGGUGAUCGCAGAGAAAAGAGAAGCCUGACUGAUAAGGAACAGUCUUUAGCACCGGACGUAUCAGAAGAGCAAGCACUUUCACUUAUCUGUAAAAUUUUCCGAGUCUCCUGGAAGGAACAUGACAGGGAUGUGAUCUUCUUGCCUGGCCUGGCUGCAGAGUUUAAACAGGGCCCAAAAGAAGUAUUUUCAGACUGGAAGGACUUAAUUGGCCAGAUUCUGAUGGAGGUUCUGAUGCUGUCCACUCAAAUGCCAGAAGACAACCCAUUUGCCAGUUUGACUGCCACAUCUCAGCCUAUUGCAGCUGCUGCAAGAUCACCUGACAGGAGCUUACUACUUAACCCUUUGUCAAGUCAAGGAACAAGUCCUAUGUUUUGUAGUCCUGGUUCAUUUGGUGCCAGUUCUUUAUCAAGUGUGGGUACGACUGGAACUUGUUCAGAGUCUGGCAAUGAUCGUUUCACAAUUGAAGCGUGUAAGGAGACGGAAAUGUUGAACUACCUCAUCGAGUGCUUUGACAGAGUUGGAAUAGAAGAACGGAAAGCUCCAAAGAUGUGCAGUCAACCAUCUGUGAGUCAGCUGCUCAGCAACAUCCGAUCCCAGUGUAUUUCCCAUACUGCUCUUGUGCUGCAGGGAGCCCUCACACAGCCAAGAUCCUUGUUACAGCAGUCAUUGCUAGUGCCCUAUAUGUUGUGCCGGAAUCUUCCUUAUGGAUUCAUUCAAGAGCUGGUUAGAAUGACUCAUCAGGACCAAGAGGUAUUCAAACAGAUCUUUAUUCCAAUUAUACAAGGACUGGCAUCAGCAGUAAAAGAAUGCUCCUUGGAUGGUGAUAACUUCAAGUAUCCCCUUGCGGCACUGCAAGAAUUGUGUGAAAUUAAAUUUGGGAAAACUCAUCCUGUGUGCACUUUGGUGAUAUCAUUGCCGUUGUUUUUGCCUGAUCCUCUGAGUCAAGGCUCGGGCAGAGAGUUGCAAAGACUUUCAUUCCUUGGGGCUUGCUUCAGCCUAUCUGUAUUUGCAGAGGAUGAUACAAGAGUUGUGGAGAAAUAUUUUUCUGGCCCUACACUUACGCUUGAAAAUACCAGAGUUGUCAGUCAGUCCUUGCAACACCAUUUAGAAUCAGCCAGGACUGACCUUUUCAAAAUUCUGCACAACAUAUUACUCAAUGGUGAGACCAGAGAGAGUGCAUUGAAUUACAUGGCAGCAGUGGUAAAUCGCAAUAUGAAGAAGGCACAAAUGCAAACAGAUGACCGAAUGGUAUCGACGGAUGGAUUUAUGCUGAAUUUUCUGUGGGUGCUUCAGCAACUGAGCACAAAGAUCAAGUUAGAGACUGUAGAUCCGAUGUAUAUUUUCCACCCAAAGUGUCGCAUCAAUAUUCUUGCAGAUGAGACUCGCGUGAAAGCGUCCAUGGAAGACAUUAAAAGCUGGCUUGCAGAGCUUAAUGAUCAGUCUAAAUUCGCUGAGCCAAAGUUCCCAACAGAGUGCUUUUUCCUGACGCUACAUGCACAUCAUCUUGCUAUCCUGCCGAGCUGCCGACGUUACAUACGAAGACUACGAGCUAUUCGAGAUCUCAACAGGACUGUUGAAGAACUAAAAAACAGUGAGAGCCAGUGGAAAGAUUCUCCAUUGGCAAACAGACAUAGGGAGAUGUUGAAACGAUGUAAAACUCAAUUGAAGAAACUGGUGCGAAGUAAGGCUUGUGCUGACGCAGGUUUGUUAGAUGAGAAUCUGUUGAGGAGAUGCCUCCAGUUUUACGGCACAUUAAUUCAACUGAUCUUUCGUCUGAUUGAUUCACGCUACCCAGACAUGACACUGCCCCUUAAUCCGGAGAUCCCCAAGGUGUUUGCAGCAUUGCCUGAAUUCUAUUUGGAAGAUAUUGCUGAAUUUUUGCUGUUUAUUGUACAAUAUUCCCCUCAGGUUUUAUAUGAACCAUGUACUCAGGACGUUGUGACUUUCCUUGUCGUAUUUAUCUGUAGUCAAAACUAUAUCCGAAAUCCUUACCUAAUUGCCAAGCUCGUUGAAGUCAUGUUUGUGACCAACCCAGCAGUCCAGCCUCGAACGCAGAAAUUCUAUGAAAUGAUGGAGAAUCACCCACUGGCCACAAAACAGCUUGUGCCUGCAUUAAUGAAAUUUUACACAGAUGUUGAACAUACUGGAGCAACAAGUGAAUUCUAUGACAAAUUCACUAUCCGCUACCACAUAAGUACAAUCUUUAAAAGCCUUUGGCAGAACGUAGCACAUCAAGGCACCUUUAUGGAAGAGUUUAAUUCUGGAAAGCAGUUUGUCCGUUACAUCAAUAUGUUAAUAAAUGAUACCACAUACCUGCUGGACGAGAGCCUGGAUUCUCUGAAACGUAUCCAUGAGGUACAGGAAGAAAUGAAGAACAAAGAACGAUGGGACUCAUUGCCUAGGGAUCAGCAGCAAAGUCGACAAUCGCAGCUGACUCAGGACGAGCGCGUCUCCCGUUCAUACCUUGCUCUUGGUGCCGAAACUGUGGAUAUGUUCCAUUACCUCACAAAGCAAGUGCAAAAACCUUUCCUUCGACCUGAGCUUGGCCCACGCUUAGCCGCAAUGUUGAACUUCAACCUGCAACAGCUGUGUGGCCCAAAGUGUCGUGACCUGAAAGUAGAAAACCCAGAAAAAUAUGGUUUUGAACCGAAGAAGCUUUUGGAUCAGUUGACUGACAUCUACCUGCAUCUGGACUGUCCCAGAUUUGCAAAAGCUAUUGCAGAUGAUCAGCGAUCGUACAGUAAAGAACUCUUCGAUGAAGUCAUUUCAAAAAUGAGGAAAGCGGGAAUUAAAUCAACGAUAGCAAUAGAAAAAUUUAGACUAUUGGCAGAAAAGGUAGAAGAAAUUGUGACAAAGAAUGCCCGUGCCGAAAUUGACUAUGGGGAUGCACCAGAUGAGUUCAGAGAUCCACUGAUGGACACCCUAAUGAACGAUCCAGUGAAGCUACCUUCAGGGACUGUAAUGGACCGCUCCAUUAUUUUAAGACAUUUACUGAAUUCUCCAACAGACCCGUUUAACCGCCAACAUCUGACAGAGAAUAUGCUGGAACCAGUGCCUGAAUUGAAGGAAAGAAUCCAUGCCUGGAUGAAAGAGAAGCAACAUGCAAAUCGCUCUUCGCAGUGACGUGUUACUGAAGAUGGAUCGAAUGUGAAACAUUUGUAGUUCUGAGUGUAGACCACCAGUAUAUUGAGGCCCAAGAGAAAAUCUGCUCCACGUUCAGUCGAGACUGCUGCACUGAUCACAUUAGGAAAAUGUAUUGUCUCUGUAAAUAAAUUUAAUUUAAAGAACAAACAAUUUAAAGGAGAAAAACGUUCUAAGGUGUUGGGUACAAGUUGGAAUCUUUUCAGUACAGCAACGUGACCAGUCCAAGGGUAACAGUGGUGUACUUGGAUCUUGCAGUUAUUUGGAAGCUAGAAGGGUCUGAGCAACAAUGUUUUUUUAAUACAACUGUAUUAACAGAAGAUGGUCUGUAUUUUAGGUUGAAUUUAUUACUGUAUCUUGUGCCCAGUCGCUGCUGAAGGGACUGUUUUGUUUGCUGCACUAAAUAUUCUUCAAAACCAAAGUGAUGCACAGGCCCUUUCCCUAAAAAAAACUGAUGUUUUAAUUAUGAGGCAUAAUCUGUUGGCUCACAGGACUAAAGGUGAGAUAAUUGAAUUCUAUUUGUUUAUCAUUAAUUUAUAUUUUUUCUAGCCUCUUCCCCUCCUAUUCCAUUUAAGCAUAGACUUGCAAACACUGUAGCUAAGAAACAGUAUAUCCUCCAUUUCUGCCAACUAUGUUUUACAGCUGUUGCUUUGUCCACUGUGUGAGCUGCAGUAUUGGGAUGUUUUGUUGGCAAUAAGGUUUCCUCAGACACGACCUGAAAAGCAACCUCCGUACAAGAGCCACUAGAUUUUUCUUCCUCUCCCCGGAGGAUUUUUAUUCUUGCAGCUCGCUAGAGGGCGCUCUUGUAUUCCAAGAGCUCUUCUGCCUUACACUGAAAUGUUCCAAAUCGUAGUUCAUGCCAAAAAAAUCAAAUUACCAUGGAUGCUGGCAAUCGGGAAUAAAAGCAGAAACUGCUGCCUGUCCACAUCUGGUCAGGCAGCAUCUGUUUAUUAAUGUUGAUGCUCUUGAGCAUCUGACAUGUGAAUAGCAACUAAAUCAAGUUUCUUUUUGUGUCUACCCUAUUGUAUGUUAAUUUGAGUUUUUACUUCAUUUCGGUUGUCUACCUUUUCUGGAUUUUUUUUUAAUCUCUUUUGGAUUUUGUAUAAUUUGCUGCAGAGAGCUGGUUUAUUUCAACUGUCCUGGAUUGUAGCAAACUGAAGUAAUGUGAAAUUACUUUGCGUUUUGGAAUUUUUAUUUGCAAAUUAAAUAAAGUAUGGAAGAAAAAGAAACCCUAAAUUUCAGUGAUUACCUGAUAAAUGAGUCUGUCACAUUUUCACAGAAAUGCAACAACUUCAGAAAUAUUGUCUCUGCUGUCUAUGUGCUUGUAUUUAAGAAUUGUUCUGUAUCAGUAAAAUGUUUUUUAUGUUUCAAACUGCUUUACUGUGAAAUAUUAAUUCUACUGCAUGAAUCCGGUUGUUAUAGCAAAGUGGGAUUGGGCUCCCUUUCCCUUCAGUACAGCAAGAGCUGUGUAAUGGGAAGAGGGAAUCCUUUUGUUGCCAUCUUCCAUAUGCAGUACUGGAUUUUGAAUUCAGUCCAAUAGUAAAGCUGAACAUCUUUAGGUUGCUGGUUUUAUAUUGUGACAAGUGUUCAGCCGGAAUUUCAAUUGCAAACUGUUGUAACUACUGGGAUUACAAGCAUGGUCUCUGCUGAUUUUGCGGUUUAAUUUUUAAUCACAAGGGAAAAAUCAUUGCAAAAUUAAGUGUAAAAUUUGCAGUAAAUAAGUGUUAAAAUUGAAGUUUUCUAGCUGUAUGAGGAUAUUAAAUGCCUAAUCCUAGUAAUGAUCUCUAAACCCACACAGAUUUGAGAAUUAAUGCAUUGUGCCCAGAUUAAUUAUUUAGGACAAUAUGUAGUUUAAUGAUCUGUACUAAACCUAGGUUUUCCCAAAUAUUUUCUUUAGAUGGUCCCAUUGAAUUCACUUGCUUGGCCAUGAUUUGUUUCAAAGUUAAAUUACUUUGUGCUGCAAAGUACCUGACUAACAUGCUUGAAAAUGCACUUAAAGAUAAAUAUUUUAGUCACAAAAAGGAUUAUUAAUGACGUGUUCAAAGGUUACUUCCAUUGCAAGUCUGGAAAAUAAUUUCCUAAUAUUAGUUGAUGAAUAACAUUAAUAUUCACCAAGUCCUGUGCGAGCUUUUUUUGGGAUUCUGAGUACAUCAGUGCAUAUCACAUGGUUUGUUUCAAACACACGAAUACUUAACUAUAUUAUUGUAUUGAAUGCUGGACAUCGACAGCUUACCAGUGUAGAAUUAAUUAGGAUUUACAGAUUUUGCUGUAUUAAUUUUUUUUUAAAGUUAUACUGAAUCGUAUGUAUGUUCACCAAAUACUUGCAAUUCAUUGUAAUGGGGAAAAAUAAACAGUAUACAUUUGAAAUGGAGGCCAGAAUAUCUGUAAAGGGGAGGGAAAAAAUCGGGUUGACAUUUGAAGUGUACAUUCAAAUUCAGUGCCCUAAAACUUGGAGCUGCCUUUUCUCUUAUUUGAUACUUUACAGGUGUUUUCCUGGUUGUUUUUUUUUUAAUUAUUUCAGAUACCUGCGUUCAACUUGUAUUCCAGCAAUAUACUGAGCUAUUAAAACAUGGAAUUUUUUUUUAAUGAAGUCGCAUUUGAAGUCCCACUGCUUCAAAAUUUAGAAACUUGAUUUGGCUAGGUGUGUAAAUUUGAUUUAAAAUGGGGAGCUAUUGUCAGAUACACAGUAGGCUAUUAUAUAUAUAGGGAUUCAGCUUGUAUUCAUAUGCAUCUCAUCCAUAUUUUAACUCCUUUCGUUUCUUUCUUUUUGAAUUUAAUCUUUAGAGCCAAUGUUCAUUGCCAUGGUCAGUUGCGUUGACUUUAUUUAUGAAAACUUGAUCCUACAGAUCAUUUUAAGGCACCUCUAGAGUUACAUGCAUUGUCCGCUGGUAUUUGACGAAGAGUGCUGAGCGCAUCAGUAAUGUGUAAAAGAAUGCCCAACCUAAUCCAAUUUAAACAUGUACAUCAAUCUCUUAAUUUGACCGGAACUUUAAAAAAAAUAUUCUUGUUCCUUUUUAAAUAUAUACAUAUAAUGUGACCUCUUCAGAACUUGAAUGGUAGGUAACCCUUUCUAACCCAGCAUCUAUUGUCAAGAUGAUAUUACAGCAGUUUCCUGUGGAAUUCAUACUUGUCUCUCUCGUUCUUUGACUAAAUAACCUGACCAUUUGCUCUGUAGCUCAGUUUUAGAUCCUUAAUUAUUUCAACUACAUUGUGCUUUUUCUUGCAUUGCAUAGAUCAUUCUGGGCUAGAAAGGGUUACGAUAUGAUAAAUUAGAUACUGUCAGAUCUGCAGCAUAAGCCUAUUUGACGCUAAUGAUACUGUGAUGGUGUGAUAGUACUGCUAUAUUUUACCUCAGUAUUGUUGAAAUGGAAAUUCCAGCACUGUAGCAGGAAAAGGAGGAAAUUAAAAUGUACAUUCUUUACCUACAGCUUACUGCCAUUGUUCCAAGUACUUGAAUUUCUGAUUUUUAUUUGGAAAAGCUGGACAUUGUUUUUUUUUUUGGUUUUUCUAUGAAUACUGUUAUAAUAAUCGGGAGUGUUUUUAAUGAUAAGGAAGCACAGAAUGGUAAUUCCUACAGGCUGUUCUGAUUGCUCCCAACCUGUGAAUUCCAAUAAAUGGUGGUAAACAUCCCAAUACAAAAUGGUAUCCAUUGUCUUCUACUGUAAGGUGGGUUAAGUUUCUCCAUUUUACAUCAAACUAAACACAUACGCAGAGUUCCAAAUGGUCUGCUGGCUUGGCUCAGCUGACGAGUACCAUUUGCACAUGCUGCUAUUUUCACUUGAGUGAGGGGCACCAGUAGAUGUCUCACGCAAGUCAUCAGUUUAAUCUAGGUUAUGUUUUAAUCUUGCUCACGUGCCUCCAUAUUUGCAGGCUUAAAUCAUAGUAGAGCCCCAGCUACCAAAGGUACAGUAUGUACAAGAGUUUCUUGCGAACAAUUUAUCCUGCCAUUUCUUGUAUUUGACAUUGAUUUGUUCUGUAUACUGGUCAGAGCAAAUGGCGGAAAGUGAAUUUGUUUCUAGCAUUCUGAAGUUAUCCUGCAAUGCCACUUUAAAUAAUAAAGUGAUCAUUAAUUGAAAUGAUAUUCAGUGUUAGUAUGAUGAAUAAGGUUUGAUCAAGUGUCUAGUGCUAAUUGGAUUUUGACUUUCUCAGCUUCAAGGGAAAAAUCAAAUUGCUGGUUAGGUUAACAUUGGGCUCAAGGUUACAGGUGCCAACUCAAACCAGUUUGAGCUAAGUUCCUGGAUGCAACUUAAAUGCAAGAUGAUUGCAGUAAAUAUUCCUCAAUAUAUAGCAUAAAUUAUCACAAUUCCAACUGAGACUUCAGUCAUCUCCACAGAGCAAAGUAAAAUCUGUUACCAUUAACUGUCUUUCUACAACCAACUUGACCUCUUAAAAGCAUUCAUUUUAUUGAUGGAUGCUUCAAGUAUCUUUAUAGAAUUCUCCUGCUAAUACUCAUUACAGACAUUCACUUGAUGGUGUAAUAAAUGCCUUAUACUAGACAUCUGCAAAGAAUUGAUUUGACCAUAAUAUUGGAGUAAUCAUACACCAUUCAUGUCCCUUGUGUUAGUACGUUCCAAGUUGAAAUCCUGUUAUCAAAAAUGAGUAUGGAGAUUUUAGGCUGCUAAAAAAAGGUGCCAUUUAUUUCCAAGUCCUGUCUAACAUCCGGAUAAUGCAAAUGACCCCAUGGAAAACUGAUAUCUAGGCUGAUACUUAUUCAAAGUACACGUCACCAUCUACAACCCUGAGAUUAAUUUUCUUGAGGUGAUCUCAGUACCAUGGUUAACAUCACUACAGAUAAUCUAGGCAUGAUCAGGUCAUAGAAACAGAAAAUAGGUGCAGGGGUAGGCCAUUCAGCCCUUCAAGCCUGCACCGCCAUUCAGUAUGAUACCAACUCAGAACCCUGUACCUGCUUUCUCUCCAUACCCCCUGAUCCCUUUAGCCACAAGGGCCAUAUCUAACUUAUGUCUAACAUAACAUAUGUCACUGAUUAUGCCAUUUAUUUUGUGAGCAUUAGGGCAUUUUAAAGCAUAUUAUUUUUAAAGAAGUAGAAACAAAAUGGUAUGGCAUUUAAGGGGGAAAAUACAAGAUCAAGGCAUGAAUCUCAGAACGCACAAAGAUUCUACCAUCUUGAGCAUGAGAUAUUAAACGAGGUCACAUUUGAAGGCUCUUUAAUAGUCAAAAAUAAUCACAAUCUUUACAAUGGUGAAGAAGCUAUUAAUGUUCACUAACUUAACUUUGAAAUUGACAACACCUUUGUAAUUUCAUUGCAAGUGAACACUACUGCAUGAGCCUCAGGUGUAUUAGUGAUAUUUCCACGGCACAAAUUCACUGUUUAUGCCCUCAAUGAUAUCCUGGGAAAUUGGUUAAGUUUACAUGAAUUUAAGUUGUUUCUGAAGUGGCACCAUUGGAAAAAGUGUUUCAAAAUCUUGUUUAUUGCAUGAGGUCUAUGUGAGAUUUCAGUGAGGUUCUAAGCCAUGAUUCCUGGUUUGGAAACAUUCUGAAAUGAAAUAUUUUAUUGUAUAUUGAUUGUAUUUCCUGCAAAAACUCCAAUAACAUGGAUUUUAAAAUAAAUAUUUUAUAUUUAA
Molecule: messenger RNA, 9339 nt
Organism: Hypanus sabinus (Atlantic stingray)
Lineage: Eukaryota; Metazoa; Chordata; Chondrichthyes; Myliobatiformes; Dasyatidae
Gene: ube4b
Product: ubiquitination factor E4B, UFD2 homolog (S. cerevisiae)
Exons: 27
Coding region: 224-3739 (1171 amino acids)
Biological process (GO): protein polyubiquitination
Cellular component (GO): cytoplasm; ubiquitin ligase complex; nucleus
Molecular function (GO): ubiquitin-ubiquitin ligase activity
Source: RefSeq, a predicted model, not a curated record